Messenger RNA from Hibiscus syriacus, 1776 nucleotides. Its product is annotated as putative E3 ubiquitin-protein ligase XBAT31. Lineage: Eukaryota; Viridiplantae; Streptophyta; Magnoliopsida; Malvales; Malvaceae. The record is from RefSeq and is a predicted model, not a curated record. Gene Ontology annotation, molecular function: protein binding. Bases 111 to 1448 code for a protein of 445 amino acids. The transcript has 8 exons.
AUUAAGAGAGGCCAGACAACAACCUAGCACCACCAUCACCGGAGGGCGUCACCGACGACGGUGGUGGAAGGGUAGAAGAAACCGCAAGGCUCUUUUUCCUAUCUAGAAAGAUGGGUCAAGGGCUGAGUUGUGGAGCGAGUCAAGAGAAUGUAUUGCUUAGUGCGGUUCAAGUUGGAGACCUUGAAACUGUGGAAGCUUUAUUAAAGAGAGAAUCAAAUCCUUUACAUCAUAGAACUGUUUAUGAUCGCAACUCUGCUCUUCACAUAGCUGCUGCUUAUGGCCAGAUCGAGAUUUUGAACAUGCUUUUGGAGAAAUCCGUGAACCCGGAUGUAGUGAAUCGUCAAAAGCAGACUCCACUUAUGUUGGCUGCAAUGCAUGGGAAGAUCUCCCGCGUGAAAAAGCUCAUUGAAGCUGGGGCAAAUAUCUUAAAAUUUGACUCCAUUCAUGGAAGAACUUGCUUGCACUAUGCAGCCUAUUAUGGUCACUCCGACUGUCUUCAAGCGAUCCUCUCUGCCGCUCAAUCCAGCCCUGUUGCUGCUUCAUGGGGAUAUGCACGUUUCGUGAAUUUAAGAGACGCAAAGGGAGCUACUCCCUUGCACUUAGCAGCUCGUCAAAGGCGGCCUGAAUGCGUACAUAUCCUGUUAGACAACGGCGCUCUCGCUUGUGCCUCAACCAGUGGAUAUGUUUGUCCUGGAAGCACGCCUCUUCAUUUAGCAGCUAGAGGGGGGUCUCUCGAUUGUGUCCGCAAGUUGUUGGCUUGGGGUGCGGAUCGUCUUCAAAGAGAUGCAUCCGGGAGAAUACCCUAUGUAGUUGCUUUAAAGCACAAACAUGGAGCAUGUGCAGCUCUGUUAAAUCCUUCAUCAGCCGAACCUAUUGUCUGGCCAGCACCGCUAAAGUUCAUCAGCGAGCUUAACGAGGGGGCAAAAACACUAUUAGAACAAGCCUUAAUGGAGGCAAACCGGGAAAGGGAGAAGAACAUCCUCAAUGGAACAACUUACUUACUUACUUCUCCCUCGCAUUCCGACUCCGGGUUAGAGGACAGUGUUUCCGAGGCUAGUGAUACCGAACUAUGCUGCAUAUGCUUUGAACAAAUCUGCACAAUUGAAGUUCAAGACUGCGGCCACCAGAUGUGUGCACAAUGCACACUGGCACUGUGCUGCCACAACAAGCCGAACCCCGCAACUGCAAGUCUAACACCCCCGGUAUGCCCCUUUUGCCGGAGCACCAUCGUCCGGUUGGUGGUAGCCAAGACAAAGAACCGCGAUGAAGCCGAUCACGACAUCGGAGAUGUUAGUUCCUCGAAGAUGAGAAAACCGAGGAAGUCUAGGAAUUUCAGUGAAGGAAGCAGCAGCUUCAAGAGCCUCUCUGCGGUUGGUUCGUUUAGAAAGAUGGGUGCCCGAGGCUCCGGAAGGACUGCUGCUGAAAAUGAAUCGAUGGAUAAGCCUUGAAAAACCAUGGCACUUGAAAGUAUCCCAAGCGAGGUCAAUCAAAGACAUCCCCUUUCACAUGAUGGGAGAAAAAAACAAAGCAAUCAUGCCCAGUGGUGGACCCAUAUAUAUAUAUUAGAUAGAGGGGAGGUCCAUUUGCUUAUGUAGAUUUUGAGGGAAAAAUAAGUAAAAGAAAUGAGUUGCAGGUUUAAGUUGAUAAGCUUGCCGAAAGCUUCAUCGGGUCAUGUAUUUGUUUGCUCUAGAUUAAAGUAGCAUUGCUCUUGAGAAAAAAAAUAUUCCAAAAAUAAAAGAUUUCCCCCCUUUUCUUCUCCUAGAAGGUGACUUUCGA